Messenger RNA from Calypte anna (Anna's hummingbird), 4013 nucleotides. It is a transcript of the gene ITFG1, whose product is annotated as integrin alpha FG-GAP repeat containing 1. The coding region runs from base 54 to 1922 and encodes 622 amino acids. Gene Ontology annotation, cellular component: plasma membrane. Lineage: Eukaryota; Metazoa; Chordata; Aves; Apodiformes; Trochilidae. The record is from RefSeq and is a predicted model, not a curated record. The transcript has 18 exons.
CCCGGAAACGAGGCGGCUGCGGGGUUGGGCAGGCGCCUGCGUUGCCGUAAGUGAUGCGAGCGGCCGCGGCGGGGAACCGGGAGGUGGAAGCGGAGCCGCGGAGCUGCGGGAUGGGGGGCGGCGGCCGUGGGCUUGGGUUGUGCUUGCUGCUGGCCCUGGUGGGGCCCAGCGAAGCUCUGCAAAACGUCACCGCCCAGCUCUUCGGUGGGGAGGCCUACGGAACCCUGGCGGCGUUCGGCGACUUCAACUCUGACAAGCAGACAGACCUGUUCGUGCUGCGAGGCGGAAAUGAGUUGAUUAUCUUUUUGGCUGACCAAAAGGAGCCCUACUUUAAGCCCCGUGUGAAGUUGCCAAUGAAAUCUCUUGGUGUUACCAUAACCAGUGUAGUUCCUGGAGAUUAUGAUGGUGAUUCACAAAUGGAUGUCCUCCUGACUACCUGGGCACAAAAUCAUGGCAGAGAUGAACUUUCAGUGUAUAUUUUUUGGGGGCACAACCAAACAUUAGAUCUUAACCAUAAAACUAUGAUAAACAAGACUUUUCAUGAUGAGCCUCUAGUAAUGGACUUUAAUGGAGACUUGAUUCCUGACAUAUUUGGUGUCACAAGUGAUUCAAAGAAGCCACAGAUAUGGAUAGGAGGGAACUUGUCAUGGCACGCUGUGUUGGAAACUCAAAGUACAAUGCAUAUACCACACUCUCAUGCGUUUAUAGAUUUAAACAAUGAUUUCACUGCUGAUUUGUUUCUUACUACAUCACCCAAUUCGAACUCACAGGACAUUCAGUUUGAGACAUGGGUAAAUGAGGAUGGGAACUUCACUAAAACUGGAAUAACUAAGGAAAUGCCUAGUGGUGUGGAAAUUGUUGGACAGUCUGUGUUUGCAGAUUUUGAUGGGGAUGGACAAAGUGAACAUUUAUUACCAGUCUGUGAAGACAGAAUGUGUCAAAAAAGUGCCAUCUAUUUAACUAAGCCAGGACUGGAUCAGUGGAUUCCAGUCUUGCAGGACUUCAGAAAUAAAGACACUCUUUGGGGCUUUGUACCCUAUCAAAGUGACAAAUCUUCAACAGAAAUUUCAUUUCCAAUUACACUUCAUAUUGGAGAUUACAAUAUGGAUGGCUACCCAGAUGCUCUUGCUAUACUAAGGAACACAUCUGGAAGCAAUCAACAAGCAUUUUUGCUAGAAAAUGUCCCAUGCAGUAAUGUAAGCUGCAGGAACGUACGUCGUAUGUUUAAAGUUUUUUGGGAGCUCUCAGAUUUAAAUCAAAUCAAGGAUGCUGUGGUAGCAACCUUCUUUGACAUAUAUGAAGACGGAAUCUUGGAUAUCAUUGUGCUAAGCAAAGGAUACUACAACAAGGACUUUGCUAUCCAUACAUUAAAAAAUAACUUUGAAGCAGAUGCAUACUUUGUUAAAGUUAUUGUUCUCAGUGGCCUGUGCUCUAAUGACUGUCCUCGGAAAAUAACACCUUUUGGUGUUAAUCAGCCUGGUCCUUACAUCAAGUACACUACUGUAGAUGCAAAUGGAUACCUGAAAAAUGGGUCAGCUGGACAGCUUAGCCAGUCAGCACAUUUUGCUCUCCAGUUGCCAUAUAAUGUGCUAGGCUUGGGACGUAGUGCUAAUUUCCUUGACCAUUUGUUUGUUGGCAUUCCUCGUCCUUUAGGAGAAAAGUCCAUAAGAAGACAAGAAUGGACAGCUAUCAUUCCAAACUCCCAGCUUAUAGUCAUCCCCUAUCCUCAUAAUGUUCCUCGGAGCUGGAGUGCCAAACUGUAUCUGACCCCAAGUAACAUUGUGCUGCUAACAGCCAUAGCCUUAAUUGGUGUCUGCGUUUUCAUCCUGGCAAUAAUUGGCAUAUUACACUGGCAAGAAAAGAAAGCAGAUGACAGAGAGAAGAGACAGGAGGCUCAUCGGUUCCAUUUUGAUGCUAUGUGACAUGCCUUAAUAUUUAUGAAGGAGCUGCUAUUCAUUUGCUUAAUUGAAAUACUAAAUUCUGAUUUGUGGAAUGGUUACCAUGAAAAUAUUGCUGGUGUGCUAUUUGUAAAUGUUGCAUUAUUUGGUAUUUAUUUGGAAAAUAUUAAAAUCAGACCUGAAUGUCGUGUAAGGCCUUUCGGUUAACAGACUGUAUAUAAUAGCAUUUGGUCUUUAUUUAACAGAAUGGUAAAUUUAUUUUUCUUAGAGAAGGGAUCAAAUUGCAUGUACCAUUGUUUACAUACCACCAAUUCUUUACUAGUAUUUGAUAGAAGGAAAGCUGUGUAAAUAAAGUUUAGCAUUUUAGCAAGCAGAAUACUUUGCAUACCCCACUUGAAUUGGGCUUGUCAUUUAUACACUCCUGCAAAACAACCUGUAUUUCUGAAAACUAAGCUUGAGCAAUUUCUCAAAUGACUUGAUCGUUAUUUUGAUUGUACUAAGUGGUGCUCAGCCCAAAGUAUUCUGUAUUUUUCUUUGUUUCAAUCCAUAUGUGCAAUAGUUAAAGAAUUUAGGAAUGGAACAGCGAAAAGAAACCUGCAAUGUUAGUGCUAGUUCAGUAGCUCAUGAGAUAGGUGCAGUAUUUGUGUGUGUUGGUUCUAGAGAGAAGACAAUGCAUUAAAAAGUAAAAUUAUAAAAACCUAUCAGAAUUACAUAAAGUGCUUUUAUAAUUAAACUAUAACCACAUUAUUUUAGAAAGGCCUAAAGUCAUUAUGGAAGUAACUUUUUUAAUAUAAGAAAGGUACGGGAUUUUUUGUUUGGCUUUGGUUUUAAAGAAAUAUUUGAGAUUGGAAGGAAAACAAGGAUUGAUUCCCUACAAUUUAGUGCUAAGGAAUGAAAUAAACAAUGAUUAAAUUAAGACUAGAAGACCCAGAAUAAGCAGCUUUUGUCAUUUAGAUACACUAGUAUGCCCAAAUUUCAUAAAGCUCUAAUAAUUACAUGAGCUGAGUAGGUCAGCUAUGUUUCUAAAACGGUGAUAAUGUUAUUGUUUUCAGUGUACUUUGGAAUAGUCUCUAAAAAAAAAAAAUAAUCAUGGUUUUAUUUAAUAGCUAUUAAUUAGUGAGAUGAGUUUACAUGAUAAAGUAUGCAUUUAAAUCUGUCCUUUUGCAUUCCUAAUAAAUACUGUUUGGUAAAUUAGUACAACUUUCUCAAGCUACAAAGCAUUGGGCCUCACAGCAGUGGGUAUCAUCUCCUGCAAUCUGACACUUGUCCUGUAACCUGUUGUCCUGUAAUCCCACCUUUGCUUAUCAAAACAGCAACAGAAAAGAGAGAGCAGGUACAAAGCUGAACUGAUUAUGUCCAUCCUGAGUCACGGUGAAACAAUUUGUUACCAUGGCAGUGCUGAAGUGACCCCUUCAUACAAAAACCAAAAAAGUACUGAUAAGUGGUUUACUAUGCUAUCAAGUAUUACUAGGUAUUUCUCAUAUAUGAACUGAUCAGAUACAAACAAAGGAGACUUCCAUAUUACAUUAUUGUUACUAUUCAGGACAGCAUCCUUCUUUAAUGUACACUUUUAAAAUUUCUCUGAGUAACAGGAGAAGGUAAGAUUUUCUUUUUAGAUAAAUACUUAAUGUUAUUAGACUAUUGAAACUCCAUUGAUAAAAUUUGCUCCAGAUGACAAAAGUAGUAACAUAUUUCAUAAUUAAGAGAAAGGACAAUUCAAUAUAUUUUCCUGUCUUUUUAAGAUAGUUUGAGCAUAAGGGUAAAUGCACAAUGCCACUGUGGCAGCAAAGUUGUCUGUUGCCCUCAUCACAAUAUAAGAAACACUGAUUAGCUUCCUUAUGUUUUUUUGAAAAACAAUUAGGAAUUAAAUAACCUCAUGCUGACAUUUAAGCUGUUGUCAAGUUAAGAAAACAAUUAACUCAGUAUCUUUUACAUUGAGGUAUUUUGCAUGCUCAGUGGUGCAUCGCAGCAUCAUUUUGUAUACAGUACAGUAUUGGCCCUUUAAUAGCUUUCUUAAAAUAAAGUUUAUGACAAGUUCUAACUACUCACAGCUUGGCUCACAACAGUAUAUGCAUACUAUUUUAAAUUAAGGCAUUAAAUAUUGUUAAACCUCUU